GGGCGCUCGCCCCCCGCCGGGCCCGUGGACUGGGCGGCGGGGGAUGCGCCUGCUGCCGCCGCCCCCGGCCCCGCCGCCCCCGGGCCCCGCGCCCGCUCGCUGCUGCCCGCCCCGUCCGCGACCCCGGCUCCAGCUCCCGACUGGGGGUCCGCGGCCACGCGGGACCCUCUCCCCUCCAGCCUUGUCCGCCCGCUCGGGCCGAGCCCCGCAGGUCAGUGCAGGAGCCCAGCCGCUGAGCCAUGCCGGGCCCCGGGCGGCCUGCAGCGAGCCCAACCCCUGCACCCAGGUAGUCAUGAACAGCCACAGCUACAAUGGCAGCGUGGGGCGGCCGCUGGGCAGCGGGCCAGGCGCCCUGGGACGAGACCCUCCGGACCCCGAGGCCGGCCACCCCCCACAACCCCCGCACAGCCCGGGCCUCCAGGUGGUAGUGGCCAAGAGUGAGCCAGCCCGGCCCUCACCCGGCAGCCCCCGGGGGCAGCCCCAGGACCAGGACGAUGACGAGGAUGAUGAGGAAGAUGAGGCCGGCAGGCAGAGGGCCUCGGGGAAACCCUCAAAUGUUGGCCACCGCCUGGGCCACCGGCGGGCGCUCUUCGAGAAGCGGAAGCGCCUCAGCGACUAUGCCCUCAUUUUCGGCAUGUUUGGCAUCGUCGUCAUGGUGACAGAGACCGAGCUGUCCUGGGGGGUGUACACCAAGGAGUCUCUGUACUCAUUCGCACUCAAAUGCCUCAUCAGCCUCUCCACGGCCAUCCUGCUGGGUCUCGUUGUCCUCUACCAUGCCCGGGAGAUCCAGCUGUUCAUGGUGGACAACGGGGCUGAUGACUGGCGCAUCGCCAUGACCUGCGAGCGCGUGUUCCUCAUCUCGCUGGAGCUGGCAGUGUGCGCCAUUCACCCGGUGCCUGGCCACUACCGCUUCACGUGGACAGCGCGGCUGGCCUUCACGUACACGCCCUCGGUGGCCGAGGCCGACGUGGAUGUGCUGCUGUCCAUCCCCAUGUUCCUGCGCCUCUACCUGCUGGGCCGGGUGAUGCUACUGCACAGCAAAAUCUUCACGGACGCCUCGAGCCGCAGCAUCGGGGCCCUCAACAAGAUCACCUUCAACACGCGCUUCGUCAUGAAGACGCUCAUGACCAUCUGCCCCGGCACCGUCCUGCUGGUCUUCAGCAUCUCCUCCUGGAUCAUCGCAGCCUGGACCGUGCGCGUCUGCGAGAGGUACCACGACAAGCAAGAAGUGACCAGCAACUUCCUGGGGGCCAUGUGGCUGAUUUCCAUCACCUUCCUCUCCAUCGGCUACGGCGACAUGGUGCCCCACACCUACUGUGGGAAGGGUGUGUGCCUGCUCACUGGCAUCAUGGGAGCUGGCUGUACCGCGCUCGUGGUGGCUGUGGUGGCCCGGAAGCUGGAGCUCACCAAGGCUGAGAAGCACGUGCACAACUUCAUGAUGGACACUCAGCUCACCAAGCGGGUCAAAAACGCCGCUGCUAACGUUCUCAGGGAGACGUGGCUCAUCUACAAACACACCAGGCUGGUGAAGAAGCCAGACCAAGCCCGGGUUCGGAAACACCAGCGUAAGUUCCUCCAAGCCAUCCAUCAGCUCCGGAGUGUGAAGAUCGAGCAAGGGAAGCUGAAUGACCAGGCUAACACGCUUACUGACCUGGCCAAGACCCAGAACGUCAUGUAUGACCUUGUAUCGGAGCUGCACGCUCAGCACGAGGAGCUGGAGGCCCGCCUGGCCACCCUGGAAAGCCGCUUGGAUGCGCUGGGUGCCUCUCUACAGGCCCUGCCUGGCCUCAUCGCCCAAGCCAUACGCCCACCCCCGCCUCCCCUGCCUCCCCGGCCCGGCCCCGGCCCCCAAGACCAGGCAGCCCGGAGCUCCCCCUGCAGGUGGACGCCCGUGGCCCCCUCGGACUGCGGGUGACGGCCCUGCCCGCCACCAGACCCCUAAAUCUUGGCCAUCGUGUGGCCGCCACCUCCGGGAAGCCUUGUACAGUGGUGCCUCUUGGAGUUCAAGAAGCCGACGCUGAGUCAGGCUGAGUGGACUGAGGCCUGCCCCGCCCAGACUGCCCGGGCAGAGGGCAGGGCUGGACCAUGGGUGAGGGCAGGGGAGCCCGGAGCUUCCUCUGGUCACCUGGUCCCCCGACUCUCCCCAGGCCCCCGGUGGGCAUGGAGCAGCCCGGGGAGGGGUCCGUGCUGGUUCUGAAUAAAGCAGGACCCGCCUAGUGGCUGCCUGUGUGCGUGGCUGGAAAGCACUGGUGAUGUCCCAGGAGGUAGACCCCCAGCCCCGGGUACCAAGAUGAAUGUGAGAAUCAAAAAAAACCUGUUCCCAUCACCGGCCUAGCCUAGAAUCCUAGCCUAGAAGCCCCCUGUCCCUCUGGGCUGGAGCUCAGUGAGGGACAACUCUCUAGGGACACCUGUACCAGCCCCACCUGGUGCUGAGAUCCUUCAGAGACUGUGGCCCAGCCCUGGCCGGAAGCAUCUCUCCCAUUCAACCAGCCACAUUGAUGGACACCCACUGUGUGCCAGGCCCCAGCAGGGCCCAUGGGGGAGGUGACCUGGGUGAGGAAGGUCAUUUGGGUUUUUGUGAGAUUUGUAUUGAGCACCUGCUGUCUACAGAGAAUGUGAUGAUGUCAAUUACCACACUGAUUCCUCAUCAGAACUUGACCACGGUGGGAUGGGGGGAAACUGAGGUGCAGAGAGGUGAAUCUACCUACCUGGGACCAGAUUGCGAGGAGGGAUGGUGCAUUCAAACUGGAAAUCCCCUAGGCCAAAGUAAAGAACCAGACUGGCUGGGCACAGUGGCUCACACCUGUAAUCCCAGCACUUUGGGAGGGUAAGGCGGGCGGAUCACCUGAGGUCAGGAGUUCAAGACCAGCCUGGGCAACAUGGUGAAACCCUGUCUCUACUAAAAAUAUAAAAAUUAGCUGGGCGUGAUACUGCACGCUUGUAAUCCCAGCUACUCGGGAGGCUGAGGCAGGAUAAUCCCUUGAACCCAGGAGGUGGAGGUUGCAGUGAGAAAAAAUAGAACCUGGACUUGGUGGUAGGGACUCCAUGGAGGAGCCAUGGGGACAUCAGGAGGAGGGGGUAUUUGGUGACAUCCAGGGGUCAGAGAGACCCUUCAGGGGUGGGCUAAAGGGGAGGAUUCCAGACAAGUAGAAUCAGAAAGGUUCCUGGAGGCCGUGGGCUUGGGUGCUGGGAGCAGCAGGCACUUACUUGGCAGAUGCUGAGCCCUGGGUGGGGCGAGGAGGCCUGGCUCCUGGGGAGACGAUGCUGUGCACAGCCGAGGAACCUGAGGUCCUGGCAGCCUCUGAUAAGGCUGUCCAUCGCCUGGCUCAACGAGAUAAUUAGGCCGUGGCUGGUGCAUGAAUGACAAGCUUGGGCCCAAGCACGAGAAGGGUAUGAGGAGGUGCUGGUCAGACCGGGGUUCGAGUCCUGACUCUGCCACUGCUGGGUGACUCUGGGCAGUGGCUGCCCCUCUGGAGCCUCGGUUGUUUCAUCUGUAAAAUGGGGUGACAGUCUAUUUAACCAGAACUCCCUAAAAAGGGCCAGGCAACUGGUAGGUGCUCAAUAAAUGCUCCUUCCCACCUGAGGGAUC
Molecule: messenger RNA, 3589 nt
Organism: Pongo pygmaeus (Bornean orangutan)
Lineage: Eukaryota; Metazoa; Chordata; Mammalia; Primates; Hominidae
Gene: KCNN1
Product: potassium calcium-activated channel subfamily N member 1
Exons: 9
Coding region: 44-1915 (623 amino acids)
Biological process (GO): potassium ion transport
Cellular component (GO): membrane
Molecular function (GO): small conductance calcium-activated potassium channel activity; calmodulin binding
Source: RefSeq, a predicted model, not a curated record